Molecule: messenger RNA, 2193 nt
Organism: Cyclospora cayetanensis
Lineage: Eukaryota; Apicomplexa; Conoidasida; Eucoccidiorida; Eimeriidae
Product: ATP-dependent Clp protease ATP-binding subunit ClpC-like
Exons: 1
Biological process (GO): cellular response to heat
Cellular component (GO): cytoplasm
Molecular function (GO): ATP hydrolysis activity; ATP binding
Source: RefSeq, a predicted model, not a curated record
AUGAAUACUUUUAUUAAUAAUUAUCAAUUUUUAAAUUGUACUCAAGAAGUUAUUAAUUGUUUAAAAGAAGCAAAAAAAAUAACUUUAUUAACUACUUCUAUCACUUCUUCUAAUUAUACUUUAAGACCUAUUCACUUAUGUUUAAGUUUAAUAUUUAAUUCUAAAUUAAUACAAAAAAUUUUAAAUAUAAAUCCUAAUAUAUUAUUAAAUAAAAAAAAUAUAUUAAAUGUAAUUUAUAAUUAUAAAUUAUAUAAUUAUAAUUUUUCAUUAAAUAAAAAUUUUAAAAUAGAUACUAAUAUUUUAUAUAUACUUAAUAUUUUAAAUACAUUACCUUAUCCUUUCAAUACAUUACUUUUAUUUUAUUUUUUAUGAAAACAAAAUAAAACUAUAUAUUCUUUUAUUUUUUAUAUAUUAAAUAUACAAAAUUAUAAUUUAAAUAUAAUAAAAAAUUAUACUAAAUAUUUUUUUCCUAAAAUAAUUAUACCUACUAAUUUAAAAGAUAUUUUAAAUAUACUUGACUUAAAUAUUAAUUUAAUAGGAAGAGAAAAAGAAUUAAAAAACAUAAAUGAAAUUUUAAUACGAGAUUUAAAUAGAAAUAUUAUAUUAUUAGGAGAAACUGGAAUUGGAAAAUCUAUAAUAAUUAAAAAAAUAGCAUCUUUAAUUCCUACUAAAAUUUUUUUAGAAUUAAAUAUUCCAAAUUUAAUUACAUACUCUACUGAUAUAGAAUUAAUAAAAACUUUUUUUAAAUUUUUAAAUAAAUAUAAUAAUAUAAUUUUAUAUUGUAAAGAUUUUCAUUUAUUAAUUGAUAAUUCUACUGUAGAUAUAACUUAUUUAAAAAAUACAAUAUAUAAAAUGUUAUAUUUAAAUAAACUUCAAAUUAUAGGAACUAGCGUAGAUAAUAUAUAUAAUAAAAUAUUAUAUACUGAGAAUAAUUUAAAAUUUUUAUUUUCAAAAAUAAAUAUUAAAGAACCAACAAAAUAUAUAACUUUAUUAAUAAUGAAACAAUAUCUUAAAACUAAUAAUAUUUAUUGGAUAAAUGAUACUAUUUUAGAAAAUAUUAUUGAUUUAAGUAAAAAAUUUAUUAAUUCUUAUGUUUCCCCAAAAAAAGAAUUAUUAAUUUUAGAUGCUAUUAUACAUAAAUAUAAAAAUAAUAAAUAUGUUUCUAAAAAAGAAAUUUUAACAAUUAUUUCACAAUAUAGUGAAUUACCUACUUCAUUAAUUUUAAAAGAAACUAAUAUAUUUAAUAUUAGUAAUAUAGAAUUAAAUUUAAAAAAAUAUGUUUUUGGUCAAGAUAUUGCAGUUACUAAAAUUGCUACUUCUUUAAAGCGUACUUAUACAGGAUUAAAAGAUAAAAAUAAACCUAUAGGAAGUUGAUUAUUAUGUGGGCCUAGUGGUACAGGUAAAACUGAAUUAGUAAAAUCAUUAGCUUAUUUAUUAUUUGGAUCUGAGAAAGAAUUAAUUAGAUUUGAUAUGAGUGAAUUUAUGGAAAAACAUUCUAUUUCAAAAUUAAUAGGAUCCCCACCUGGAUAUGUAGGAUGUGAUGAAGGAGGUUUAUUAACUGAGGCAGUAAAAAAAAAACCAUAUUCAGUUAUUUUAUUUGAUGAAAUAGAAAAAGCACAUAAAGAUAUUAAUAAUAUUAUGUUACAAUUAUUAGAUGAGGGUAAUUUAACAGAUUCUAAAGGAAUGAAAGUAGAUUUUACUAAUACAUUAAUUAUAUAUACUAGUAAUUUAGGAUGUCCUACAUCAGUAGUACAAUUUAAAUCAUUUCAAGAUGGACUAGAAUUAUCCGAAGAAGAAUAUAAAUUUUUAUCUAAAAAUGUAGAUAAUGCAGUAAAAAAAUUUUUUAGACCUGAAUUUUUAAAUAGAUUAGAUUCUGUAGUUGUUUUUAAGCCACUUAGUGUGGUAUGUUUAACAAAUAUUAUAGAUAAAUUUAUUAAUAAUUUAUUACAAAAAUUAAAAGAAAAUAAUAUUUUAUUACAAAUAGAAAUUACACAAGAAAUAAAAAUAAUUUUAGCUAAAUUAGCAUAUCAUCCUUUAUAUGGAGCUAGACCUUUAAAAAGAAUAAUUGAACAAUUUAUAGAAAAACCUAUUUCAGAACUUAUAAUUAAUUUUAAAUUUAAAACACCACAUUUAUUUUCAAUAUUUAAAGAUAAACAAAAAGAAACUAUUAAUUAUUUAUUAAAAAAAAUUUAA